Brassica napus (rape) is the source of this 1649-nucleotide messenger RNA. RefSeq lists its product as uncharacterized. Bases 394 to 1356 code for a protein of 320 amino acids. The record is from RefSeq and is a predicted model, not a curated record. The transcript has a single exon. Lineage: Eukaryota; Viridiplantae; Streptophyta; Magnoliopsida; Brassicales; Brassicaceae.
UAAAUGAUUCAGUCAAGAAGCUUCUUGUUUAAGUUGGAAUAAAGUGGUUAUAAACCAAUUUCACUCAUUUGACCCCUACACAUCUUCUUAUUCUUCUUCUGCUUCUUCAUAUUUAUCCACCAAUUUUACAAAGACAGUUGGUAGUGCACCACCGAUUUUUUUUUUUAACUUUUAACUUUUUGUUGUGAAAAGAGUUCCAACAAAAAGAGAGUUUUUUCACACAAAAGCAAAAACAUGUAAAAGCUGUCACAAGAAUUUCAAAGCCUAAAAAGAAAAAAAGAAGAGUUUUAUAAAACCAAACAUAAAAAAGCUGAACACUUCCAUUGCGAGAUCGAUCCAAAAAAAAAACAAACACCAAAAAAAAAAAAAACAGAGAAUAAAAUUAAAAAGACAAUGAUCAAAGGAAGAGAAGGAAACAGAGGAUCUUCUUCUUCUUCUGGUUACUCUGCAGACUUGUUGGUUUGUUUCCCUUCAAGAACCCACUUAGCUCUUACACAUAAACCCAUUUGCAGCCCAUCUCGCCCUUCCAUCUCCACCAACCGUCGUCCACACCACCGUCGCCAGCUCAGCAAACUCUCAAACGGCGGCGGAGGAGGAGGGCAUAAGAGUCCUGCUUUGUGGGCUAAACAAGCAAGUGGUAAGAACAUGGGUAACGACGAGAUAGCUGAGCCCACUUCACCUAAAGUCACGUGCGCCGGUCAGAUCAAAGUCCGGCCGAGAAAAUGCGGCGGGAGAGGAAAGAACUGGCGGUCAGUGAUGGAGGAGAUAGAGAGGAUACAUAGCAACAAGUCGCAGAGCAAGUUUCUUGGGUUGAAGAAAGACGUGAUGGGUUUCUUGACUUGUUUAAGGAACGUCAAGUUCGAUUUCAGAUGUUUUGGUGAUUUCAGACAUGCUGAUGUCAUCACUAGCGAAGACGAGGAAGACGAUGAACAAGAACAAGAAGAAGAAGAGGAGAAUACUAAGACUGUUUUCUCCAAAUGGUUUAUGGUUUUAGAAGAGGAAGAGAGCACCAACGACGAAGACAAGAACGACAAGAAGUGCGUCGUUGAUGAAAACGCAGACGCGGAACCGGCGGUUCCGCCGCCGAACGCGCUUUUGCUGACGAGGUGUAGGUCGGCUCCAGCGAAGAGUUGGUUAGAAGAGAGAGUGCAAGUGAAAACAGAGGAAGAAGAGAUGAGUGUGAAGAAGAAGAGUAAGAAGGAUUUGAGAUCACUGAUGGAGGAGGAGAAUACGGAACUAGUGUUGAUGAGAUACGAUACUGAUUAUUACAGACUCUCUUCGGACAUUGCUAAGGAGACUUGGGUUGUCGGAGGAGUUCAAGAUCCUCUGUCUCGGUGUCGAAGCUGGAAAAGCUAAUUUUUACCAGAUCUAUUUCUCACUUAUUAAUCAUCGUAUUUUAAAGAUAUGAUUAAGAUUUUUUUAUACUAUUAUUUUGAUUAUUUGUUUAUUAAUUUUGGUACUUGUUUUCACUUUUUUUUUCUCUUGGUUUAUUGAGUUUCUAGGGUUACUCUGUUGAGUAUCUCAAAAGAUUUACUUUUACUUUGUUUCAGUGUGUGUUUUUUCAUCACGACGUUUGUAACGUAACGUAAAUAUAUGUACAUGGCUUUUAUUUGACACAAAUAUGCUUAAUAGAUAAUUUUUUUUCUGUA